Molecule: messenger RNA, 4758 nt
Organism: Gallus gallus (chicken)
Lineage: Eukaryota; Metazoa; Chordata; Aves; Galliformes; Phasianidae
Gene: SPOCK1
Product: SPARC/osteonectin, cwcv and kazal like domains proteoglycan 1
Exons: 11
Coding region: 427-1743 (438 amino acids)
Molecular function (GO): calcium ion binding; protein binding
Source: RefSeq, a predicted model, not a curated record
GCCGCCUCUCCGACCGCCGCCCGAGCAGCGGCAGCCGCACGAAGAAGAGGAGGAGGAGGAGAAGGAGGCGGCGGCGGCGAGCGGAGCGCCGUCCGGCAGCAGCGCGCGGAGGUAGGGGCUCCUUCACCGCCUCGGCGUGCAAAGUUCGCGGAGCUGGGAGGCUUUGUUGGGGUUCGGUAACGCGUUCUUUGCCCUUGGUUGGCGCCUGUGCCCUGGCCCGGGGUAACGCGUUCUGUCUGCGCUCUCGCCGCUGCUCCCCUCCCCUCGGGGCUGGGCGGUUGGGUGGGUCUCAGCGGAGCUGCCAUCUCCGCAGCCAGAAGUUGCCGAGGAACGCGAGCGGAGCGAAGCCCGGACCCGGGUCUCCUCAAACUUCCCCGCUCGAGAAAGCAGCCCCCGCGACGCCCCGCUCCUCUCCUCUGCUUGCAGAUGUCGGGGGUGUUGGUGAUCGCUGCCUGGUGCUUCCUGCAAGUGGAGAGCCGGCAUCCUGAGAUCAUCACGGGGAGCAGCAAUCACGGCAAUUUCCUGGACAAUGACAAAUGGCUGAGCACCGUUUCGCAGUACGAUAAAGACAAGUACUGGAACAAAUUCAGGGAUGAAGUUGAGGAUGAUUAUGUCAGAAACUGGAAUCCAAACAAGCCUUUUGAUCAAGCUCUUGAUCCAUCCAAAGAUCCGUGUUUGAAGGUGAAGUGCAGCCCACAUAAAGUGUGUGUCACUCAUGACUAUGAAACUGCCACUUGUGUAAGCCGCAAGCAGCUAGUACACAGCAUUCGACAAAAGAAAGGAAACUUAGCCCAGAAGCACUGGGCUGGACCAGCUAACAUGGUGAAAUGCAAGCCAUGCCCCACUGUGCACGCCAGCCCUGUCUGCGGCUCCGAUGGACAUACAUACACUACCAAGUGCAAGUUGGAGUUUCAUGCAUGUACUUCUGGCAAAACCAUCACAGCUCGAUGCGAAGGGCCCUGCCCCUGCCUCCCAGGGCCUGAAAGUCCAAAGCACAAGACAGAAAAGACAGCUUGCACGGACAAGGAGUUGAGGAGUCUCGCUUCGCGACUCAAAGACUGGUUCGGUGCUCUUCAUGAGGACGCCAACCGUGUCAUCAAGCCAACAAGCUCGGAGACAGCACAAGGCAGAUUUGACACCAGCAUCCUUCCAAUCUGUAAGGACUCCUUAGGCUGGAUGUUCAACAAACUCGACAUGAACUACGACCUGCUGCUGGAUCCCUCAGAGAUCAGUGCCAUUUAUCUCGAUAAGUACGAGCCAUGCGUCAAACCUCUCUUCAACUCCUGUGACUCCUUCAAAGACGGAAAGCUUUCCAACAAUGAGUGGUGUUACUGCUUCCAGAAGCCAGGUGGUCUUCCUUGCCAGAAUGAAAUGAAUAGAAUUCAAAAGCUCAGUAGAGGGAAGAGUCUGCUGGGUGCUUUCAUCCCACGGUGCAAUGAGGAAGGUUAUUACAAAGCCACUCAGUGCCACGGCAGCACAGGGCAGUGCUGGUGUGUUGAUAAGUAUGGCAAUGAGAUAGCUGGCUCGAGAAAGCAGGGGACCGUUAGUUGUGAAGAGGAGCAAGAAACCUCAGGGGAUUUUGGCAGUGGUGGAUCUGUUGUGUUGCUGGAUGAUUUGGAAGAGGAACCUGAAGCAACAAAAAAAGACAAAGAAGGGAAAGUGAAGAUUCAUGUAAGAGCAGCUAAUGAAGACGAUGAAGAUGAAGAUGAUGAUAAGGAUGAUGAAAUUGGUUAUAUAUGGUAGUGCCCAUUGUUCCGAGGACUCACGUUUUGCACAAUAUUGCAAGUCACACCAUAUCUCUGCAAUUGUAUCUGAGAGUACCUGGCACAAAUAUUCCCUCCCUACUGAGUUUAAUUUUGUAUAGUCUAUUUAAUUUGGAAGACAGCUUUUUUUCCCCCCCCCCCAGGAAUGACUGUUUGGAAUCCAGCUUUUGUUCCAUUGGUUUGGGAGAUUUUUGUUCUAUCCACAGGGGCAAUGAGUUUUGUUCCAAAAACAUUUCAUGUCUUAAUCCUCAGUUGCACAGCUUAUGACACAUAUCUCGUGAAAGAAGAAUCACAGAAGGGCUCAGCAAACCAGUACAAGGCUUAGAAGCCCAUCUGAUGUUAUCACAGACAAUUAGUAUCAUAAAUUGCUAUCUGGAUCGUAUCAGAAACGGUCCUUUUCCUUUCAUAGGAAGGGAAGAGGUGGUGUCUCCUUCUCUACUCCUUAUUUAUUGCACUCCAGUUGAUUUAAUACCUUUGGUAGUGAUUUCUGGCUCCCCAGAACCAGGGGUUUAAUUCAAAAAGAAACCCAUCGGUGGGAUUGUAUUUUCCUUACAUUCUUUGAGAACGUACGUGACAGGUUUAGUCCAACCUUAAAGAAGAACAAACUCCCACCAGAGCAAAGUUCAGCUCUCUGCCACUGUUUUUGGGUUGAGUACCACGACCCUCAUCUUCAGAGCUGCUGAGAACCUGCAGCUAUCACAAAUCAAGCCCUACAGGCAGGGAACAGCAUCCAUCUACCUUUCCAGAUGUUUGAGGAGAGAGAUUUCCAUCAGUUUGCAGCAUCACAACCACCUCCAUGCCCAUUCCCCAGCACCUGGCUUACCCUUUGGCACUCAGUGUUGCACUAACGUCAUGCAGGCACACACACCGCUAGGCUGCCUGGUAAGCAAUCCCUCACUGCAAGGCUCUACAGCUUUCAGAGCCACUCACCAUCAAAAGUAAUAAGCUGUCAUUUCUUUAAUUUAAAUAGUUAAUAUGUAUUUGGCCUGUUUUAAAAAGCAACUUGAUGUGGGAGCGCUUCAAAAGCAUAACUCCUGCUCAGCGUGACAAACUGCACGCUCCUGACACGCACAUACAAAAAGAAUAGUAUUAAAAUGCAAUCUGUGUUCCCCUCAGCAUCAGCUGUGUAUUUAUAGCUCUACAAUUGUAUCACAGCACACUGACAUUAAAUUAUUUGCUGUGUCCUUUCCCGUGGCAGUUCUCUGAUGCAGGAACAUCCUGCGGUGACCUUUCAUUAUUUUUGCUGUUUUCAGGACCUCUGAGUGGGGAGAGCCGAGGAGAGCACUCUGCAUCCACACCACACAAACUGCCUGCUGGUGGGGUAGGUGCUGUUGGCUUCAUUUUAAUUGUAGAAAAACUCUUAGGAACAAAUUUACCUUCAGCUCACCCCUCUGAGUGGUCUCGAUCUCCACGCUUACCUAUUUUUCUGCAUUCUUGUGGCCUUUUGCAAUGGCUCUUCCAGCCACAUGCAUCAGUGUGGACAUCCUUCAGUUCACAUGAGUAGAGGUACCACCAGCAUCCAAUUCUCAUCCUCACUGAUCAUAUCCUAGCUGUAAUGUACGUCUGACCAUUCCAAAUCAGCAUUGGAAAAACACACUUUUAUUAUGGACUAGUUCAAUAGGCUGCAGCUAUAACAGUUUAAAGACAAUAAAAUCAAAUAAUGGGGCAGGGCCUUACCAGGAAGACGCCAGGCAGAUCUCUGUGCUUUGAAAGGCAGCUCAGACUGCACUUUGCCUCAAAUAGCACGACUCUGUUUAACAAAGCCCUGCUGAAAUCCACCAGCACUGUGCAGUGUUUGGGGGAUCUGUAGUUUAUAUAUACAUACACGUGUAUAUUGAGACAAUAACUCUCAGAAGGUGUUUUAUUUCUUUAAAAUAAAACAGCCAAGAAACCUACCAAUAACCAAUCCUUUGUCAGAUCAAGCCCUUUUCUUCUUCAUGCUUUGCAAAGGAUUUAAUUUGCUCGCAGCUUAAUUUAAUUCCUUUCUUUUUUUUCCUUCCCAAAGCAGAACUUCCCAUCUGCAUCAAGUCAUUGACCUUUCAAACAUUUUCUCAUUGUGAAAAAUGGAAUCAGAGUUGCCCCAUUCUUUUAGAGACACAAACCAAUUUUUAAUCUCAUUUUCUUUUCAUAUUAGGGACUAUGAAAUACUGUUAGGCGUUGCUUUAUGGUUCAAGGUGUCCUUUUAACUGCUGUGGUUAAAUCAAAAUCUCCUUGAGUUCAGAUUUCAGCACAGUUGGGUUUUUUGGGUCAUUACUGGCCUUUGCUGUGAACACAAAGACUCCUUUUCUUUUCUUUGUCUUUUUUUCAGGCUAUUCCAUACUAUUAUUUUAAACUGUUAGACUGUUUAUUUAAUAUUUAUUCUACAGUUUAUAUUGAAAAUGUAAAGUUUAUAUUUAAAACAACACUGUUUGUUAGUGAAUGCUUCUCCUUGCCUCUCCAGCCUAGUCUGUUAGUCUCAGUGUACAUUUCUGGCAUGGGAAUAUUUUGAUAUUAGAAGUUUUGUAGCAUUUUUCCCUCCGAGCAGCAAAUGACAUAGAUCUGAGGUCAUCACUCAAUACAGACCACCGGCUCGCCCAAGCUUAGCUUCCUACAUUUGUUGGCUUUUAUUGCAGUCCCUUCUGUAUGCCAUUCAGGUUCCUUUAAUACAUAGACAGCUUUGUACAGUUACUAUACAUCAAAAAGCCCUUUCUACAGUAGGUGGUUUUUGGUCUUUUUAUACUUUUCUCAAUGCUGUUGAUGUCCGUUACUGUUCAAUGUGUAGAUCUGUAAGAAGAGCUCCAAAUAUUACGUGUUUCAGUUUGAUGUCCCUACUGUAGAUGGAUGUAGGCUAUCAUAGUAAGUAGAACUGCAUAGUAAAUUCUGAAUGCUUUUUCCAUAAGGAGUUAAGUGGAAUGUGAACAUUUUGCUAUCUUUCUUUGGUUAACUGUAAAUGCUUAACUGUAGUCUGGAAUAGUUGCAUUUUUGUCUGUCUCAAUAAAUUUUAAUUUGUCUGCGA